Eleginops maclovinus (Patagonian blennie) is the source of this 2409-nucleotide messenger RNA. RefSeq names its product G protein-coupled receptor kinase 1 b (gene grk1b). Bases 289 to 1968 code for a protein of 559 amino acids. The record is from RefSeq and is a predicted model, not a curated record. Gene Ontology annotation, biological process: protein phosphorylation; regulation of signal transduction; signal transduction. Gene Ontology annotation, molecular function: G protein-coupled receptor kinase activity; ATP binding. Gene Ontology annotation, cellular component: cytoplasm. The transcript is spliced from 8 exons. NCBI's taxonomy places the organism in Eukaryota, Metazoa, Chordata, Actinopteri, Perciformes, Eleginopidae.
AGGGUGUAAUCCUCACUUGCUAAUGAACAACCAAGCGGGAUUUCAGAUGUAGAACCUCGACUUGAUCCCCCAACCUUUCAACUCAUCACAUUGGAGAACAAGCUGGCAAGAGUCAGGGGGGGGCAGUAAGGAAAUGAAGGAUUUUUGUUUAAGACCACAUCAACAUCAUUUCUAUUUCUUAAAGUUGAUGGAAGAAAAUAUAUGUUGGAUUCACCCCAGUUGGAUUUAAUUUAUAGACCUCAAUUUCUAAUUUGACCCCCGGCUUCAACAAGAGUAUACGGUGCAGCCAUGGACCUCGGCGGUUUGGAGACGGUAGUGGCAAACUCUGCCUACGUUUCAGCCCGUGGCAGUAUGGAUGGAGCAGCAUUAGCAUCCAUGCGUGACAAGAAGAUGCGUGCCAGGCUGAAGCUCCCACACAUCAGAGAUUGUGAACACAUGAAAACAUCUGUAGACGCAGCUUUUGACAGCAUGUGUGUCAAACAGCCCAUCGGAAAGCGCCUGUUCCUACAGCAUCUGGAGAGUGAUGCCACCCAUAAAAAUGCUGGAGAGCUGUGGAAGGACAUCGAAGACUACACCAUAUGCCAAGAGUCAGACAGAGUGCAGAAGGCCCAGAAAAUGGUCAAUAAAUACUACAAGUCAGCUUCAAAGAAUUUUUGCAGCUUCCUGGAGGAGAAGGCCAUCGCUCGGGUUGAUGAAGACUUCAAGAACGCCCGCGGGGACCUGUUCAAAGAGAGUGAGCAGCAGUUGCUGAAACACCUGGAGAAGAUGGCCACCGCAGGCUUCAAGGACAGCAUGUACUUCCUGCGUUAUGUCCAGUUCAAAUGGUUGGAGAGCCAGCCUUUUAAUGAAGAGUGGUUCUCAGACUUCAGGGUCCUGGGCAAAGGAGGUUUCGGGGAAGUGUUUGCUUGUCAGGCUAAGGCAACGGGCAAAAUGUACGCCAACAAGAAGUUGGAGAAGAAGAGGUUGAAGAAACGUAAGGGCUACCAGGGAGCAAUCGUGGAGAAGCGCAUCCUCGCAAAAGUUCACAGCCGCUUCAUCGUGUCGCUGGCUUACGCCUUCCAGACCAAGACUGACCUCUGUCUAGUCAUGACCAUCAUGAACGGUGGAGACCUCAGGUUUCACAUGUAUAAUGUGGACGAGAAGAAUCCUGGUUUUAAUGAGAAGAGAGCGUGUUUCUACACAGCUCAGAUCAUCUGUGGGGUGGAGCACCUUCACCAACACAGGAUCAUCUACAGAGACCUGAAGCCAGAGAACGUACUGCUGGAUGAUGCAGGACACGUCCGCCUGUCAGAUUUGGGACUUGCUGUUGAACUUCCACCAGGGAAAGACAAAACCAGUGGAUAUGCAGGAACGCCAGGUUUCAUGGCUCCAGAGCUGCUCCAGAAGAAGGAGUAUGACUACACGGUGGACUAUUUCACGCUGGGAGUCACCCUGUAUGAGAUGAUUGCCGCCAAAGGGCCCUUCAGAGUGCGAGGAGAGAAGGUUGAGAAUGAUGAGGUCGCUCGCAGGAUCUUGAACGAUCCAGUUUCAUACCCACCGGCCUUCAGCAAAGACUGCAAGGAUAUCUGUGAAGGCCUGAUGAACAAGGACCCUGAAAAACGCCUCGGGUUCAAAAAUAACGACUGUGAGGAGCUGAAAAACCAGCCUUUCUUCAAAGAUAUCAACUGGGGUCGCCUGGAAGGAGGUAUGCUACCGCCACCAUUUGUCCCUGAUCCUAAAAUGGUCUAUGCCAAAGACAUUGACGAUGUGGGCGCCUUCAGCUCGAUCAAAGGUGUGGUCCUGGAUAAGGAAGACACUGAUUUCUACAACGACUUUUCUUCCGGCAACGUCCCGAUCCCCUGGCAGGAGGAGAUGAUCGAGACCGGUGUGUUUGGGGAGAUGAAUAUCUGGGGAGAGAACGGCAAGCUGCCAAAUGACCUCGACCCAAACUUUGUAGAAGCCAAAGGAGGAGGAUGUGUGCUCCUUUGAGGUUGGAAAUAAAGCAGAGGGAAGAGAAUUUUAAACUAAACACAUUUUGAUUUAGUUUGUUCAGCUAAUUUGGUGCCACCUAAUCCUCACCUGUAACAUCUGCCAUUUGUACAAUAAUCAGUAACUGCUGUAAUCAUUUGUAUAUUUCCAUAUCAACAUUUAUAAUAUUAUGUAUCUUAUUGUUUCAUUUAGUGUUCAGACAACAUGCAAAUGUAAAUGGUUGCACUACCAAUGACUGAUCUUGAAUAUGUCUAUAUUUUCGUUUACACAAAUAAAAUAAAGUCUACAUUAUUUGUCUUUAUAGAAACUGCAUGCUAUGUUUAUAUAAAAUAAUAUAUUGACACCAAAUAAAAGCAAAGUGAUUGACAUUGUAACAUUUAUUCUUUAUCUAUGUAUUAUUUACCAUUUAUUAUUUAAGUUAUUACAAUGGCAGACAUUGUA